Penicillium salamii is the source of this 1356-nucleotide messenger RNA. The record is from the annotation of a GenBank genome assembly. NCBI's taxonomy places the organism in Eukaryota, Fungi, Ascomycota, Eurotiomycetes, Eurotiales, Aspergillaceae.
AUGGAGCUCGCUCGGAGCCUGUAUAAGAAGGAUGUUGACUUUGAGGCCUUGGCGCUUCAAUGUCGCGACUUUGCCAAGCAGUACGUGAAAUUAUCCGUGGUAUAUUCCAGGCUUCUAAUCCGAAUCGUCACUAGCUUGAAACCAAACAAACAGCUCGACUUUACCGAUCCAGCCGCCGUUCGACAGCUCACUACAACCCUGUUGCAACAGGACUUUCAGCUAAAAGUCAAAAUCCCCGAAGAUCGGCUGUGUCCACCGGUCCCAAACAGACUCAACUACAUCAUAUGGAUCCAAGACCUCAUUGAUUCAACUGCAGAAGGAUCGAAUGAGGGGUAUGAUCGAGAACGAGAAGUUGUUGGUCUCGACAUCGGAACGGGAUGUAUCGGGAUCUACUCUCUUCUUGGCUGCACGACCCGGCCCGGCUGGAAGUUUGUGGCUACUGAUAUUGACCCGGGUAAUAUCAAUACCGCUCGGGAGAACGUGGCGUUGAACCAGCUAGAAUCACGGAUUCGGAUCAUAGAAUCGGAUCCCGAUGGUCCCCUCUUCCCACUUGAGAAGCUCGGCCGUGAAGGUCUGGAUUUUACCAUGUGUAAUCCACCUUUCUACACUUCCCGCGACGAGCUAGUUGAAUCCGCUAAACAGAAGAAGCGACCUCCAUUUUCGGCAUGUACCGGCGCCGAGGUGGAGAUGGUGACCCGUGGUGGAGAAAUUGACUUCGUGAGGAAGAUGAUUGACGAAAGCCUGCAUUUGCGUUGCAGAAUACAAUGGUACACAUCCAUGCUAGGCAAGAUGAGCAGCGUCUCUGUCCUUGUUGAGGAGCUGAUCAAGCACGAAAACCAUAAUUAUGCCGUGACCGAGUUUGAUCAGGGGGCAAAGACUAAGCGUUGGGCAGUAGCAUGGUCUUGGGGAGACCGGAGACCCCCUGUGGAUGUGGCAAGAGGUAUUCCCAACCUGCCGAAAAGUCUUCUCCCAUUCCCUACUGACUACACAUUCACACUUCCAUCCGAUGUUCCCAUUGACGCAACCAGUGAGACGCUAAAGAAGGAGCUGGCUUCCCUGCCUUGGUUUUGGCGUUGGAACGAGAAAGACUUCACGGGCACGGGCUUUGCCGGCGAGAAUGUCUGGUCCCGACAGGCGCGUCGGAAGAUGAAACUUGCCGAAGGAAACGAUAUGACGAAGUUGAAAGGCCCUCCCGCCAAAGUGGCAUUAGGUGUACGUGUGCGCCUACGUCUAGCCCUGGGGGAAAAGGCAGAAGAGAAAAAAGUGGAGGCCCUUGUUCGAUGGAUUCAAGGUACAGACACCGUUCUGUUUGAAAGCUUUUGCGGAAUGGUAAAACGCAAACUAGAGUCGAGAUGA